UUUCUUUUCUUAAUAUAUAUUUUUGUCGUUAUCUUUAUUCAUUACAUUAUCUCCUCUUGUUAACUUUAUUUAAAAGAAAAAGCGAUGAUCAAGUCGCCUCUCGCUCAGUCGUCGCCGCCAUGCGCACAGCCAACACCUCCGCUCGCGCGCGCAUGCACACCUACGUGGCAACAUCAGAGAGCGUUCUCAACAAGCCCCUUUCCGAGGCCGAUCCGGAAAUGUUCAAAAUCAUCGAGCUUGAGAAGGCGCGCCAACGCACGAGCAUUUGCCUUAUCCCCAGCGAAAACUUUACAAGCCGCGCAGUCAUGGACGCCCUGGGCUCAGUCAUGCAGAACAAAUACUCUGAGGGAUACCCUGGCGCGCGCUACUACGGCGGCAACGAGUUCAUCGACCAAUCAGAGUCCCUGUGCCAGAAGCGCGCCCUCGAGACGUUCCAUUUGGAUGAGAACCAAUGGGGAGUGAAUGUGCAGAGCUUGUCGGGCGCUCCGGCCAAUUUGUACGUUUAUGGCGCGCUGAUGAAGCCGCAUGAUCGACUGAUGGGCCUGGACCUGCCCCACGGCGGGCACCUGUCUCAUGGGUUCCAGACGCCCACCAAGCGCGUGUCAUACUCGUCGGUGUAUUUCGAGACUCUGCCGUACCAGUGCAAUGAGGAGACUGGGAUCAUCGACUACGAUGCGCUGGAGAAGUCUGCCAAGCUUUUCCGCCCCAAGAUCAUCGUUGCCGGCGCCAGCGCGUAUGCGCGCACUAUUGACUACGAGCGCAUGCGCGCCAUUGCCGAUUCGGUUGACGCGUACUUGAUGGCCGACAUGGCGCACAUCUCGGGCCUCGUGGCGGCCGACGUCCUCGCGUCGCCAUUCAAGUUUGCAGACAUUGUCACGACGACUACCCAUAAGUCGCUGCGCGGGCCGCGCGGCGCCAUGAUCUUCUUCCGCAAGGGCGUGCGCAGAGUCAACAAGAAGGGCGUCGAGAUCAUGUACAACCUCGAGACGCCAAUCAACCAGUCCGUGUUCCCAGGCCACCAGGGCGGCCCGCACAAUCACACCAUUGCGGCGCUGUCUGUGGCACUCAAGCAGGCGCAGGGUCCUGAGUUCAGAGAGUACCAGCAAAGGGUGCUGGAUAAUGCCCAGGCCUUUGCGCGCACCUUCCUCGACCUCAAGUACAACCUGGUCACUGGCGGCACCGACACGCACCUGCUUUUGGUCAACCUGAUUGCCUCGCGCAAUAUCGACGGUGCCCGCGUCGAGCGUGUACUGGAGAUGGCCAAGAUCGCAGCCAACAAGAACACGGUUCCCGGAGACCGCUCCGCCAUGGUGCCCGGCGGUCUGCGCCUGGGCACGCCGGCUAUGACAACCAGGGGCCUGCGUGAGGCUGACUUUGCUGUGGUUGCUGGGUUUGUUGAUCGUGCAGUGAGCAUUGCUCAGGAGGUUGCAAAGACUGUGCAGUCGAAGAAGUUUGUUGACUUUAAGGUCGCCCUUGGAGACGAUGUUGCUGCUAUUCCGGCGCUGGAGGCUCUGCGUAGCGAGGUCGUUGAUUUUUCAAAGAGCUUCCCUGCUGUUGGCUUCUCUGUCGACUCGAUGGUCUACAAGGACUGAGUGUGAAUUUUUUUUUCUUUCUCAACACAAGCCACAUGAGACAAAGUGAACAAAAAGAAAAGGUGGGCGCUCACAUUUUUAUUUUUUUUAUACAAAGCGGGCUUUAUGAAAUGCAAACUCUUGUCUUUAUUUUCUUUUGCUUUUAAAACAUGUAUAUGCAGAAAAUAAUAAAUAUUUUGCUUUCUAAACGUG
Kickxella alabastrina is the source of this 1784-nucleotide messenger RNA. RefSeq names its product serine hydroxymethyltransferase. Gene Ontology annotation, cellular component: cytoplasm. The coding region runs from base 120 to 1592 and encodes 490 amino acids. The record is from RefSeq and is a predicted model, not a curated record. The transcript has a single exon. Gene Ontology annotation, molecular function: zinc ion binding; glycine hydroxymethyltransferase activity; serine binding. Gene Ontology annotation, biological process: folic acid metabolic process; tetrahydrofolate interconversion; L-serine catabolic process. Lineage: Eukaryota; Fungi; Kickxellomycota; Kickxellomycetes; Kickxellales; Kickxellaceae.